This is a messenger RNA of Salmo salar (Atlantic salmon), 3503 nucleotides long. RefSeq names its product upstream binding transcription factor, like (gene ubtfl). Lineage: Eukaryota; Metazoa; Chordata; Actinopteri; Salmoniformes; Salmonidae. The record is from RefSeq and is a predicted model, not a curated record.
CGAGGCUUCGAAUUUGGAAACGCCCGUGUUUGGAUUGCUGGGCUCAGCACUAACUCGCAUUUAAAAACAGAUACUCUGUUCUAGGGUAUUUCAACGCUUAUUUUAAGCUGUAGCAUUUUAUCAAUUGCUCAGUUGACAAGCAAAAACGUCAGCUUGCUCUCACCGCGCCAUCACUUCGGUAAACUAUCCACCACAGUGAAAGGUCAGCUGCGCUCAGCUCGCUUUGGUAAUAACGUUCCGAAAAGCAGCAAUCUCCAAACGAAUUAAUAUGAUGUAUCCAUUCGGCUGUCGUUGAAAAACAACACGAUGAAACAAUAAAUUGAUCGGUCCUCUCGGUAAAUCGGAUUGUGUGCCACUCUUUCCAGAAGUACACGAUGUUCCCUCAUAUGGGAAAGGAUGGGUAGACUUGGGCGGAGCAUCCGCAUGACCGACUUUUCCUGUAUCAGAAAUACACCGUGUCGCUAUUUUGUGUUAAAAGUGUAGCUUUUGAAAACUUAUUUGUGCAUUUCCUAUUUGUUACCCUACUUGUAGUCAAGACGUUUGACCUUUGGUGUAAAGGUGCUUUGUCAGCUGAAUAAUUGUCAAGACGCGCAACUUCUCCAUAUCAACUCAUUUAGUCGUGGAUGGAACCAUAAAAUUACAUUAGAACACCUGGAUGGAACCAUAACAUUACAUUAGAACACCUGGAUGGAACCAUAAAAUUACAUUAGAACACCUGGAUGGAACGUCAUGAGUCAGUUCUUGAACUGUAGAUCCAUUCUCGUGUAGAUACAUAUCUUUACGCGUAUAUUGGAAUUGAAUCCCUAGAAGCCGGGUCAGUUGAGCUGCCCACAGACGCUGCACCAUGAACGGCAGCAGCAGUGUGUCCUCUGCCUCCCAGACCAUCCAGAUAAAAACAGAACCAGUUGUGGAUACAUGGAGUAAGGAGGACUGCCUCACUCUUUUGGAGAGAAUUCGGAGCCUGUUGCCUGAUGGUGAUGCCAUGAAAUACAAGACCACCGAGUCCCACUUUGACUGGGAGAAGGUCUGCUUCGGAGGCUUCACCGGCGACAUGUGCAAACAGAAGUGGGCGAAGGUGUCCACUGAGGUGCGGAAGUUUAGGACUAUGACCGAGCUCAUAGUUGAUGCCAUUGAGUUUGUGAAGAACCCUUACAAAGGGAAGAAAUUGAAGACACACCCAGACUUCCCAAAGAAACCCCUUACACCGUAUUUCCGGUUCUUCAUGGAGAAGCGAGCCAAGUAUGCCAAGAUCCACCCCGAGAUGAGCAACCUUGACCUCACCAAGAUUCUGUCCAAGAAAUACAAGGAACUCCCAGACAAGAAAAAGCAAAAGUACAUCACCGAGUUUCAGCGAGAGAAGGAGUCCUUUGAAAAGAAUAUGGCCCGAUUCAAAGAGGACUACCCCGAGUUGAUAGAGGAGAGAAAGAAGUCGGACCUCCCUGAGAAGCCCAAGACGCCCCAGCAGCUGUGGUACAACCAUGAGAAGAAGACCUACAUGAAGCUCCACCCUGAUGUGAGCCAGAAGGAGCUGAAGGAAGCUCUGAGGAGACAGUGGUCCCAGCUGUCAGACAAGAAGAGACUUAAGUGGAUCAGCAAGGCCCUGGAGCUGCAGAAAGACUAUGCGGGUUGUAUGAGAGUCUACCAAGAGGCCCAUCCAGACGCUGAAGAGCACGUCAAGUCCGUCCUCACCAAAGCCGAGCGGCAGCUCAAGGACAAGUUCGACGGCAGGCCAACCAAACCUCCGCCGAAUGGUUACUCCCUAUACUGUGCUGAGCUGAUGGUGAACAUGAAGGAUGUUCCCAGUACGGAGCGUAUGGUGCUGUGCAGUAAGCAGUGGAAGGUGAUGACGCAGAAGGAGAAGGACAUGUUUCAGAAACGCUGCGAGCAGAAAAAGAAGCAGUAUGAAAUUGACCUACAAAGGUUUCUCGAGAGUCUCCCGGAGGAGGAGAGGGACCGGGUGAUGACGGAGGAGAAGCUGGGGGGCUCGCGGCUGGGCAUGGGGGGUGUUGGUAGCCCUCACAGAUCCAAGUCCCCGUCCGCCAAGGUGGGUCUCACAAAACUACAACAGGAGCGCUGUCGCGAAGCUGAGCAGGGGCACUGGGUACACUCCGGCCUGACGGCGAAAGAGAAGCGCGACGGCAAGAAGAGGACCAAACUCCCUGAGACACCCAAGACUGCCGAGGAGAUGUGGCAACAGGGCGUCGUAGGAGACUACCUGGCCAAGUACAGGAGUGAUCGUAAGAAGACCCAGAGUGCCAUGGAGUCAGCCUGGAAGGCCAUGGAGAAGAAGGAGAAGAUCCCUUGGAUCAAGAAGGCGGCUGAAGACCAGAAGCGAUACGAGGUUCAGUACCGGCCCGUGAGGGAAUUGUUGGAGAUGAGAACAGCCCAGGCAGGAGCAGGCCAGAGGAAACCCAAGUUUGAAGGGGAGCCCAGGAAGCCACCAGUGAGCGGCUACCAGAUGUUCUCUCAGGAGCUGUUGACCAACGGCGAGCUGAAUCACUUCAGUCUGAAGGAGCGCAUGGUGGAGAUCGGCAAGCGCUGGCACAAGCUCAGCCAGAGUCACAAGGACAAGUACAAGAAGCUGGUAGAGGAGCUGCAGAUUGAGUACAAGGCCGAGCUGGAGGCCUGGGUCAAGUCUCUCUCUCCCCAGGAACGAGCGGUUUAUGAAGAGUUCUCCACCACGAAACGGCGGAGCACCACCAAGCCGCGGGGGGGCACGGGGGCCAAAGUUGGCGUGACUGCAGUGAAGGGGAAGGCGGUAGGUGCCAGAGCCGCAGCAGCAGGGGUCGGGGGGGGCAAGCGGGCCAUGGCGUACCGGGCCAAGCAGGAUACGUCUGACUCAGACGACGAUGACAAGACGGACUCGUCAGACUCCGACGACGACGAAGAAUCAUCCGGCAGCUCCGACAGCGAAGAUGAUAAUGACGAUGACCAUGAUGACGACCAAUCUGAGGGUUCCAGCAGCUCUUCCUCAGAGGACAGCAGUGACUCGGACACAGACUAGCCCCCCCCCCCAGAGGAGGGUCUGUGCGGGACACGCUUCCUCGCGAGUCAGGAGCAGUCAUGGUGGCGUCAUCAAAAGGCUUGCACGUUGGCUCCUCCCACCUCUUUCUCACAAGGAGAAAUGAGGGACUGAGAGAAUAAAUAAACAGGAGUCUUGCUCCACCUCCAGUUGUUGACCCCGAGGACCUUUAUUCAAACGGGACGACUUCUCUUUUACAGGGCUUUGUUACGUGUUCAAUAUUUUUUGGGGGGCCUUUAUAUAGGUGUUAUGAACUUGUUGCAACAUUUUCUUUCUUUUUUAAACUUUGAGAAAGACAUUUUAAACUUAAGCGGAUUAGGUUUUUUUGAACAAGUCUGACUUGGAGGGGCAUAUUGAGGAGUCUGCCGUUUUUUUGUCCAUGGGUCUCUGACAGUCCGUGCAGAGGGAGGACCGUUGCUGCUUUCCCUCCAUUGAAACAUCUGGUCAAACCCUCUAAUAAAAUGCACUUUUUUCUCUUGUA